GAUUCUUUUUUGUUAUCAUUUUUACUCUCCUUUUUGUUGCUUACCUUACUAAAUUAAUCUCUGUAAUAUACCUACGUUGCUACAGCCAAGCUUGGAGAUGGAGGGUGGUUGGAAACAGAGCAUUGUGAAAGAAGUGAAGAAACAGCUUUAUCUUUCAGGACCUCUCAUUGCUAUUGGUCUGUUUCAGUACAGUUUGCAGUUGAUUUCUAUAACGUUUGUGGGUCAUCAUGGCGAGUUAGCCCUCUCAGCUGCUUCCCUUGCCACUUCUUUCGCAUCUGUCACUGGUUUCGCCUUGAUAGUAGGAGUGGGUACUGCAUUGGACACUUUAUGCGGGCAGUCAUUUGGAGCAGAGCAGUACCAUAUGCUUGGUGUAUACUCACAAAGAGCCAUGCUUGUUGUUUCCAUCAUCAACAUAUUCAUUGCUAUCAUUUGGGCAAACACGAAGCACAUUCUUAUUGCAGUCCACCAAGACGCUACAAUAUCAAGAGAAGCAGGACAGUAUAUCUUGUUCAUGAUUCCUGGUCUCUUUGCACAUGGCCUGCUGCAAUGCCUCAUCAAGUUCUUUCAAACCCAAAACCGUGUCUGUGGAAUGAUGUUGCUCUCUGGAAUUACGUCUUCCUUCCAUGCUAUUGUUUGUUUGUCCUUAGUAUUUAAAUCGGGGCUGAGCAUUAGAGGAGCUGCAUUGGCAAUAUCUGUCUCUUAUUGGCUAAAUGUACUGCUGUUAGCAUUUUACAUCAAGUUCUCCGCUUCAUUGACCGACACUUGGACUGGCUUUUCGAUUGAGGCUAUGCAUAACAUCUUCAGCUUCAUCCGAAUUUCCAUUCCUUCUGCUCUCAUGCCUUGCUUGAAGGUUUGGUCAUUUGAAUUAAUGAUCUUUCUCUCAGGACUUCUCCCUAACCCAAAGUUGGAAACCUCUGUGCUUGCUGUUUGCUUUAACACAGCUCAAGUGGUUUGGGUCAUCCCUUUUGGACUCAGUGCUGCAGUAAGCACUCGGGUCUCCAAUGAACUUGGUGCCGGCCGACCUAAAGCAGCAAGAGUGGCAGCAAAUGUUGGCAUAUUUAUGGCAAUUGCAGAGGGCUUAAUAGUUGCACUUAUCAUCGUACUGCUUCGGAAUGUUUGGGGCCGCGUUUUUAGCAAUGAAAAGGGAGUUGUAAAAUAUGUAGAAACAAUGGUGCCUAUUGUGGCCGCAUCCAGUUUCCUGGAUGGGAAUCAGACAGUACUCUCAGGAAUCGCUAGAGGCUGCGGCUGGAAAAAGAUUGGGGCAUGGAUCAAUCUGGGGUCUUACUACUUAGUAGGGCUGCCUGUUGCAUCAGUGUUUGCGUUUGUUCUACCCUUAAAAGCUAAGGGACUGUGGCUGGGUAUUGUGGCUGCAUUCUCUGUGCAGAUCUUGUUAUUCAUAAUCAUCACGAUUCGUGGUAAUUGGGAAAAACAGGCAAACAAGGCUGCUGGGAGAGUUAAUGCUUCGAAUAUUCCUGUGGCAGUGGUAUCUCAAGGCUAAAUUUUAGGAGUUGACUAAUA
Molecule: messenger RNA, 1518 nt
Organism: Rubroshorea leprosula
Lineage: Eukaryota; Viridiplantae; Streptophyta; Magnoliopsida; Malvales; Dipterocarpaceae
Source: the annotation of a GenBank genome assembly